AUGGGCCACGCAAAAGAAGCAAACGCCAAAGCCGUCGGCGCCGAACUGGCGGCCGUCCUACCUGACAUUGGCCCCUGGUACAAGCAGACUCACAUCCUCCGCCUUAACCUCUGCAUCGCCUCCCUCAUCAUGUGUGCCUCCACGAACGGGUACGAUGGCUCCAUGAUGAACGGCCUCCUUGCGCUACCCCAGUGGCAUGCCUUCAUGAAGCAACCAACAGGCGCCUGGCUAGGCUUCGUCAACGCCGCCUACUCCCUCGGCAACGUCCUCGUUUACCCCGCCGCCGCGUGGGUCUGCAAUAAGUACGGCCGCAAGAUGGGCAUCUACAUCUCGUGGGUCUGUCUGGGCACCGGAUCCAUCCUGCAGACUGCAGCACCAAACGACACCGCCUUCGUCUGCGCUCGCUUCCUCAUCGGCUGUGCUUCUGGAUUCUUCCUCUCGGCGCCUCUGUUAAUCACGGAAAACGCCUAUCCGACGCACCGCGGGAUGGUUUCUGCUUUGUACAACUGUGGCUGGUACUUUGGUGCGGUGGUGGCCGCCUGGGCGACGUACGGCACGAGAAAUCUCGACCACUGGGCGUGGAGACUGCCCUCGCUGUUGCAAGUGACCCUGCCCGUGCUCUCGAUCCCCGGUCUGCUCUUCAUCGGGGAGUCUCCUAGGUGGCUUGUCUCAGUAGACCGAACCGACGAAGCGAGGGCAAUUAUUGCUCGAAACCACGCCGGUGGCGACACCCACUCACCUCUCGUCAACUUUGAGAUGAUGGAAAUCGAAGACACUAUCCGAGCGGAGAAGGAAGCUCAUUCGGAGACAAAGUGGUCCGAUCUCUGGGCCACUCCCGGAAACCGACACCGACUCUUCAUUUCCGUCAGCUUGGGCGUAUUUGCACAAUGGUGCGGUGUUGGCGUCGUCAGCUACUAUCUAGCCAUGGUGCUUUCCUCUGUCGGCAUUACCUCUGUCGACGACCAAACGCUCAUUUCAGCUUGCAUCCAAAUCUGGAAUCUGAUAUGCGCCUCCACUGCUGCCAUCAUGGUUGACAGAGCUGGCCGGCGAGGACUGUUCCUUGCUUCGGGAACCAUCAUGUUGAUCUCCUUCUCCAUUGUCACCGGCCUCUCCGGCAGCUUCGCCAACACCGGCAACGCCCCAACCGGCACAGCAGUAAUCCCCUUCCUCUUCAUCUUCUACCUCGGCUACGACAUCGCCCUGACCCCGCUCAUGGUAUCCUACCCUGUCGAGAUCUGGCCCUACCGCCUGCGCGCCAAGGGCCUUACGGUAGCUCUCAUGGUGAGCAUCGGCUGCGUCUUUUUCAACACUUUCGUCAACCCUGUUGCUCUCGAGGCCAUUGAAUGGAAGUACUACUUUGUCUUCCUCGCCGUUCUCGUCAUCAUGCUCAUCAGCGUCUGGUUCUACUACCCCGAGACGAGGGGCCGGACGCUAGAGAACAUGGCUUACAUCUUUGAUGGCGAGUCUGCUGAGGUGGGCACUGGCAAUGCCUCGAGCGCGCUUAAGGAGGCGGAGGCUUCUCAUGUGGAGGUCACGCACAAGAGUUAG
Molecule: messenger RNA, 1548 nt
Organism: Colletotrichum abscissum
Lineage: Eukaryota; Fungi; Ascomycota; Sordariomycetes; Glomerellales; Glomerellaceae
Product: low-affinity glucose transporter HXT1
Exons: 5
Coding region: 1-1548 (515 amino acids)
Biological process (GO): carbohydrate transport; transmembrane transport
Cellular component (GO): membrane
Molecular function (GO): carbohydrate:proton symporter activity
Source: RefSeq, a predicted model, not a curated record